AUGGAGGAGGGGGAGGACGGCGGCGGGGAGUGUGUUCGCAGCCUCCCCAAGCUGGUCGCUAUGUCGGCGACCAUCGACGCCGCUAGCUUCGCCGCCUACCUCGCCGACGGCGAGGGCGACGCUCCCGUGGUCCGUGUGCCGGGUCGGCUCUUUCCCGUGCUCGCCGAGACGCGGUUCGGUCGCGGCGCGGCGAGAAGCGGGCGCGACGGCAUGCCGGCCGAGGUGGACUGGGCGCUGCUCACGCAUUUGGUGGAGCACAUCGCGACGGCGGGCGAGCCCGGAGCCAUCCUCGUCUUCCUCUCGGGCGCGCGCGAGAUCGAGCGCUGCUGCUCGGCGCUGCGAUCCCGCCCGUCCUUGCGCGGCGCGUGGGUCCGUCCGUUGCACGGCUCGCUCUCUCCCGCGGAGCAGCGGCGCGCGUUCGAGGUGCCUCCGCCUCCGACGCGCAAGGUGGUGGUGAGCACUAAUGUCGCCGAGACCUCCGUCACCAUCGGCGACGUGGUGACGCGCUACAGCGAGGCGACCCGCAUCGGCUCGCUUCGCGACGAGCCCAUCUCGCUCGCGAGCGCCGAGCAGCGACGCGGCCGCGCCGGCCGCGUCGCUCCCGGCCAUUGCUACAGGCUGUGGGCGGUAUCGGCGCCGCUCUCGCCGGAGCAGCCGCCGGAGAUGCUCCGAACGCCGUGCGACGAGGUGCUGCUCGCCGCGUGCGUGCUCACCUUCUAUCCGUAA
Molecule: messenger RNA, 726 nt
Organism: Emiliania huxleyi CCMP1516
Lineage: Eukaryota; Haptophyta; Isochrysidales; Noelaerhabdaceae
Exons: 3
Coding region: 1-726 (241 amino acids)
Cellular component (GO): intracellular anatomical structure
Molecular function (GO): RNA binding
Source: RefSeq, a predicted model, not a curated record